AUGCUUUCGGCGUCAGUGUGGGCUGGCCUUGCGCCUGAACCGGCGGUGGCGACGGCGGCGGCUGGGCGAGCAGGGGGGCGUGGAAAGGGGCACCACAAGGGAAGCGCGAUGGAUACGUACGCAAGGGGACCGAAGAUGGUGAGAGGCUCGGAGGGAGCCGGACGAGCACCGGCAGGAGGAGGCGGGCGCGAAGCAGCAGCGCCGCCGAAGGCCAGAGUUGUUGUCGGUGCUUGGGUUGGAGGCGAGGGCCGGAUGUUGAGAAGGAGGCGGCGGUCCUCGGAGAGGGGGGAUGUCGGCCGCGCCGACCUCUCGGGGCAAGCGGAACAGGAAGAGGCAUCUCUGUCGGAGAGGCAGGGGCGAGGAGGACAUGCCGCCGGCUCCCGCCUCCCCCCAUCGGAGGGAUCGACGGCUCUCGCCAACGAUGCAGCAAGGCGCCGGGGUGACAGCAGCGUUGAGGGUCGGCAUCCCGCGCCACCAACGAACCUUGGGUUGUUGCCAACCGGAGGGGCGGCGGUAACGUUCGAGGGGCGGGAGGGGUGGCCCCGCCGGAGAACCCAGAGCCGAAGAGACUCGGGCGAUGCUGAAGAGUGGCCGGAGGAGGAAGAGGAAGACGGCGACGAGAACGACGACGGCUUCGGGUCUUCCGGGCUGCUGGCGCUCCUGGUCUGCUUCGGGCUGCUCUUCUGCGUCAUGGAAGGGGAUACCCGCCAGAUGCCCAUCGCCUCUAGCCGAGUGGUCGUCCCGGUGCCCCAAGGCGACCGAACGAAGGAUGGGUGGGUGGAGGUUGUCGUGGACGGCGUCUGGAUGAGCGGCGACGUGCCGGGAGGCGAGGGCUUGCCGUCGGCCACAGGCUAUGCCGUCGCGGGAGCGUCUCACGCUCUCCAUGAUGCGAUCGAGUACGCUCGUCGACUCUCGCCAGGCACAGGUUACCGCGCCGUUUUCGCCCCGCCGGCCGCGCCGUCGCCGCUUCCGCCGCCGCAGCUACAAGCGGAGAUGUCGGAGAUGUCACGGGACGACGUUCCGCCCCACCGCUCUCCCCGGUUUCCGCCGCGCCCUUUGCCGACAUGACGGUUUCAACUCAACGGUAACCGGGCGUGAGAAACAGAUCGAUCGCAUGUGGAAAGGAGGCGUUUUGGGAAGGCGUGCUCCAUUAGCGUGUGGUAGCGAGCGGUGUGGGGUCUCUUUUCGAGCGGUGGGUUGUUGGACAGUGUGGGGCGGAAGGUAGAGCAAGGUUGGCCUCUGGCACUUCCUUAGCUUCCGCGAACCUCCAUUGGUAUUUAUGAAAGUGAGGCACGUGUAGUUUACGUGUUUUUCUCUCGCUUGGGACUAGGGGAAAUAAUUCAAUGUUAAAGUUCAUGCUUUAGAGGCCGUCCGUGUGCUGGCGUUCGCUGGCGUUCGCGUGCUGCCUCUCAUUACUUGUUUUUUUACGCCGGUGUUUCUUGCGAUGUUUUUGGUGCGGUUGUUUUCUUUUUCGCCCACGCUUUGGCCGAGCUUGCUCGCUCACCUAUUCCCUUGUGCUAGCCUUGCCGUUGCCUCGAGUGUUCUUCUUGCUGUCGCAUCCAAUAUAUCGAUAUUUUUUGGUGCCUGGCCAUGCUUGGUGUUGGUUGGUUCUAGUUUAAGCGGGGGGUUUCUUUGUGGAACAUCGUUGGCCUUCGUUGGGCUAUCACGACCACAGCUGAAUGGUUACCUCUUUGUUUGUUUGGUCCCCUGGAAUAUGGAGUCUCGGAUCUACUUGUCUUUCUUGUUGUACGUUUUCUCUACGGCGCUGUGUUUUUAAGCUUUCAUUUUCGUUGAAGGCGCUUUGAGCGUUUCCCAUGUGAGCGUCCCCCCCGUCGGGUGCGCCGGGAACGAGUUCCUUUGGUGAUCAAUCAAUCACUGCCCGGCACGUCUGGUUGAGCACCGAGUUGUUUUUAUUUAGUCAGGGCGUGCUACCGACAGUGGUGUGUCCGCGUUCUGCUUUGUGUGUUUCGUAGACGCGGCAGAAGCGUUGAUUUCAGUGCGCUUGUCGUUGCUGUAAGGAUGAUGAUGCCUUGCUAGGCCAGAGCGUCCCUCUUGUGGCUACGCUAGGCGGUGACGGUUGCUGCGGCAAGGGAGGGAGGGAGGUUCCUCACGCCACCACUUGCACGUGCUGCAUGGCGGUAGGAGGGGGGGUGNCGAAACCUUGACACGAGUCAACCCUUGCAGGAGACCACGCAGCAAGAAAAAUUGCAGAAUUAAGAACAGCCAGAUUGGAAGCAUGCGCGCGGGGGGGGGAGGGGGGGGGGGGGCUCCGUGAUUCUCCCAGAACAAGGUUGAUUGGGGUUUCCCGUGUUUGGGUUGAUCCUCAUUCUCAUUCCGCCCGUUGCGCAUGCUUCAUAAAGCGUUGGUCGAGAGUCUGGCCCGAAUUGCUGAUCGAUACUGGUAUUUACUGGUGUUGAGAAUAUUUGCUUUGCCGUUUAUCUGAGGAGACUGCUGCUGCGGAUACAUGUGUGGGACGUUUUCGUUAGGCCGACGACUGUUUAUCUUCGUGGUAAAGCCGUGCUCAAGACAACAGCCCGUAGUGCUCUUGUUUUGUGUGUACCGCGGUCAUGGGGGGUUUCAUAGCUCUCUUUGGCCCGCCCGGUUCCGCUGGGAAAGUAUGAUGAGAGAAGACCAUGUGUUGUGUUGGUAGAAGGACGAGCGCGUCGGCCGAGACGGGAUAUCGACGUCCGAUAACGAAAGCGGAACUAAUGUAGCUGGAUGCAGCACUACCGCGCACGACCGUAAUUCUUGGCCCGAGGAGGCUCGUUUGUUUAUUUUCUCUGGGAGGGAAAACCCACAGUAACUGUAUAGGUUUUAGUGUGGGUUUUAAUUGGCUGAGCACCUACCUGCUCUUUCGGCCAAAGCUUUAAAGUCUCUAUUUUGAUGCUUGUUUUUUCGACUGCCAGGGUCACUCUCAAGUGAUAGCGCAGUCUAUCCCAGCCUGCUUGUCUUGCCUUGUGCAACUUUGUUUUUUUUUUCUUGCGUUAUUGUUGUUUCUUCUGGGAGUGGUGACGUGGCGUGUGCGUGACUUGAUGCGCUUCUGAGCGGGUGGUCCUUGCGCCUGCAGGAAGCCGUACCCCUCGUUGGUACCAGCCGGGCUCGGCAAUAGUGUAUAGCGUACGUGUGUGCAUGCUUUAUGUAGAAUGCGACCACGCCUUAUUUGUUGUCGCGGCCGCCGCUGCUGCUGCUGCUGCUGCUGCUACUGCUGCUCAGGCGUUCUUCUGUGUGUUGUUGUCCGCAGGUAGAUAGUGUUACGAUAUUCUCGACCCAAUUGUUAGGCAGCUGGCACUUGCUUCUGUGCGCAGUCAGCCCUUUGCGACUACUAAUUGCUAACUGCAGAUAUUUCAUGGUGCCGCUUAUGGAGGUUGGUUUCCUGUUAAAUAGUGGUGUUUUUUGUAUCGUGUUGCCCCUCCAACAGAGCGAGGCUUUUUUCCCCGUAAUUUAUUGAACCACAGUUUUCGCGCAGAGGGAUCAGUGGUGUGGUUUGAGAGAACCGGCUGGAUAAAAGGGGAGUGCCCCCGCCGUGUACAUGCAUGUAGUCUAUGUGGAGCAAUGCGGGAACUGGCAAAAAAAAAAUGGGAGUUCGUCGCGCCCGAAAAUAAAUGUGUUCGUUGGUUUCCACACACUUUGUCCGCUUUGUUCGCACCGAGACGUGUGUGUACCGAGAUAUAUCAUUUUCUUGUGGGAUGUUUCGGUUUUCUGUUUGAAUUUUCGUGUUGUGCGAUAGGCCCUUUUGGGGGGGGGGGUUGGCCGGUGAGAAAAAGGAAGGCAUCCGCGUCAGGUGGCCCGGUGCGGAUGUUGCAGCAGAGACCAGCACGGUGCAUAAUGUGGGAAGAGUAUUCGAC
Ectocarpus sp. CCAP 1310/34 is the source of this 3845-nucleotide messenger RNA. NCBI's taxonomy places the organism in Eukaryota, Phaeophyceae, Ectocarpales, Ectocarpaceae. The record is from the annotation of a GenBank genome assembly.